AACUCGAACAUUGUGACUGUGGCCCUUCUCUCUCUCUCUCUGACUUGAAACGAAAACAUGGCGACUCGAAGAUCCCUGCCUGCCCUCGCGAUCUUGUCUCUCGUACUCUUCCACGCUGUCCUCGCCUCUCACGCCGCUUCCGCUGGCAAGGGAGGCGCCGAUCUGGACCACGAUGAGGAGGACCUCAGCUUCCUCGAGGAGGAGGACGACGGAUCCGCCGCCGCCCAUCCCGACAAUGCCUUCGAACACCACUCCGAUGAGUCGUAUUCGGAGACGGAAGACGAAGUCGAGUACGAUGAGAACUAUACGGACGAAGGCUUUGACGAAGCCGACCACGGAACUCACGAAUCCACGCCCGCGAUCGACGAGACCGACGUUGUGGUGCUCUCUGAUGGCAACUUCAGCGACUUCGUGUCCAAGCACAGACAUGUGAUGGUGGAGUUCUACGCGCCGUGGUGCGGGCACUGCAAAGCCCUCUCUCCGGAGUACGCCGCGGCGGCCACGGCGUUACGCGAGGAGGACGUGGUUCUCGCCAAGGUUGACGCCACGGAGGAGAACGAGCUUGCGCAGCGCUUUGAUGUUCAGGGUUUUCCCACCGUGAUUUUCCUCAUCGACGGCGUCCACAAGGACUACACCGGACAGAGAAAUAAGGACGCAAUUAUCACCUGGAUCAAGAAGAAGAUCGGGCCAGGAGUCCAAAAUAUAACUACCAUUGAGGAGGCAGAAAAGAUCCUGACUUCUGAAGACAAAGUUGUCUUGGGCUUUAUUGACACGUUGGUGGGCACUGAAAGUGAGGUGCUUUCUGCUGCUUCAAAACUGGAAGAUGGUGUCAACUUUUACCAAACUUCCAAUCCUGAUAUUGCAAAGCUUUUUCACAUUGAUCCCAAUGCUAAACGUCCUUCUUUGGUAUUAUUGAAAAAGGAGGAAGAAAAGAUAUCCUACUAUGAUGGUGAAUUCGGUAAGUCAGAAAUUGUUGAUUUUGUAUUUUCCAACAAGCUUCCAUUGGUGACUACCUUUACAAGGGACUCUGCUCCAGAAAUUUUUGAAAAUCCUAUCAAAAAACAGCUUUUGCUUUUCGCUACUUCAAAUGAUACUAAGAAAGUCAUGCCAGCAUUUGAGGGGGCUGCAAAAUUCUUCAAGGGAAAGCUCAUCUUCGUAUAUGUGGAGAUGGAUAAUGAGGAUGUUGGCAAACCAGUGUCAGAAUACUUUGGCGUGGCUGAAUCUCCAAAGGUUUUGGGAUACACAGGAAAUGAAGAUGCUAAGAAGUUUGUCCUUGAUGGUGAAAUCAACAUUGAUAAUGUGAAGAAAUUUGCCGAGGAUUUUGUGGAAGACAGCCUUAAGCCCUUUUACAAGUCUGACCCAAUACCCCUGACUAAUGAUGGAGAUGUGAAAAUUGUUGUUGGAAAUAACUUUGAUGACAUUGUAUUGGAUGAAUCCAAGGAUGUUCUUCUCGAGAUCUAUGCACCUUGGUGUGGACAUUGCCAAGCACUAGAACCAACAUAUAACAAGCUUGCCAAGCAUGUCCGGGGCAUUAAAUCUCUAGUGAUAGCGAAGAUGGAUGGUACCACAAAUGAGCACCCUCGAGCCAAGAGUGAUGGCUUCCCAACACUCCUCUUCUUCCCAGCAGGAAACAAGAGUUUUGAACCUAUCACAGUGGACACAGAUAGAACACUCAAGGCGUUGUAUAAGUUCAUCAAGAAGCAUGCAGCAAUCCCAUUUAAGCUCCAGAGGCCAGCAUCAGCUGCAAAAGAAGACGCAUCAGCAAUAAUAGAAGAAACCCCAAUGCCAACAACUGAGAAGAGUGCCACUACUGAUGUGAAAGAUGAACUAUAGAUCUCUGAAGGUGUAACAUUGAUGCUGUAGCAAUCCAUCUUAGUAACUUAGUCCUGCAGAUCCUUUGUGAACCCUAUUAACUUCCUAGUCUUGGUAGUCUUUGAUCGGAGGAAUAAGCAAAUUCCAGAUGCGCUCUAGAGAAAUAGAUGAUUUACCAAAACCAAUUUGCCUUUUGUGCGGAAGUAUCUCAAUCAUUAGCUGUGUUAUUGCACUUUGAUUUACACCUGUCCGUUUACUAAUUAAAGAACUUGGCGAUUUGUUUAGUUGAUA
Molecule: messenger RNA, 2103 nt
Organism: Zingiber officinale
Lineage: Eukaryota; Viridiplantae; Streptophyta; Magnoliopsida; Zingiberales; Zingiberaceae
Product: protein disulfide isomerase-like 1-4
Exons: 12
Coding region: 58-1833 (591 amino acids)
Biological process (GO): response to endoplasmic reticulum stress; protein folding
Cellular component (GO): endoplasmic reticulum
Molecular function (GO): protein disulfide isomerase activity
Source: RefSeq, a predicted model, not a curated record